GUUAUUUUCAGUAAAUCGGAACAUACCGUAAUUGAGUACUUAUAUUAAUUUUUUCAAAAUCAAUUACUCAUUUUGAAAAAGAAAAGAAAAAAGAAGAUGAAUUUAUCCGAAUAGCGAGGUGUGUAGUGAGGACAAUGACACUAGACUACUAAACCUCUCUGCUCUAAAACACAAACACACACACUUACUUUCGUUGUUUCUCUCUCCUUCACGCAGUGCAUCGUUUACUAAUUUUGUCUGUUUCCACACCACUCACUCCACUUACUAACAUCAAUGUUGGAACCAUAGGAAGCAUAAACCCACAUACCACCUUCAUCUUCAAACAUCUCAAUUCUACUUUAAAAAAACACAAAUAAACACCAUUUUUAAUAUCAUACUGUAUUAUUAUUAUGCAAAUUAGCUUAAUCCAAAUAAACAAACAAAUCUUAGUUGCUUACUUUGGCGGCCACCGCUUCUUCUUCCACCCCCUUCUCUCUCCAAUAUAACAACAAACUAAGCUCUGUCUCAUUUUACUUGGAAUUUUAACAUCAGAAAUACUCUGAAACUAUAAUAAUUCUUUCUUUUGGAUUUCUGAUUCUUCUUUUACAAAAUGGCAAGUGGAAAUCGAACUAGCGUGUAUGGAAAUUGGGAAUUCGACAAAGGUGAUGUUAAUUUAGACUAUUGUGAUGUUGGGUUAGGCUUAAAAAUUCCAUGGCUCCAACAACAGCAGCAACAACCGCAGUCGCAACAACAACAGAGACAACAACAACAGCAUCUUCAGCAGCAGCAGCAGCAACAACAACACUGUGUUGUUCCGUGGCUUCAAACACGCCAAAUUCACAAUCAUACCGAAGAUAACAGGAGUCCUAGUCCUACAAUUUCCGGGUUUUCUUCGGUUUCGCGAUUUGGAGAUGGAGGAAGAGUGACAUUUACAGCAAUACAAAGACAAGAAUUAGAGAGACAAACAAUCAUAUAUAAAUAUAUGAUGGCUGCUAUGCCUGUACCUCCUGAACUCCUCAUUCCUCUGUCUAAAUACCCUUCUAUUUCAACUUCUACUAUCACUACUACAUCAUCACCCUCUGUAGGGAGGAAAGCAGGGGUGGAAAUGCGAUACGCGGGGGUGGGGCGAGGCGGGGGAGGAGAUCCAGAGCCAUGGAGGUGUAGAAGAACAGAUGGGAAGAAAUGGAGGUGUUCAAGGGAUGUAGCACCUGAACAAAAGUAUUGUGAAAGACAUUCUCACAAAGGCCGUCCUUCUCGUUCAAGAAAGCCUGUGGAAUCAUCAACAACAUCAGCAGCAACACUUCCUGUUACAACUACACCUUCUGUUUCUUCUUCUAAUCCUAUUAUCUUUACCCCUUUUUCAAUCCCUAAACCCUCUUCUCACUCCUUCGACUUGCCUUCUCCUACUCAAUUCAACUCUUUUCCAAGGUAUCCAGAUUGGUUCACAUUGAAGGAAGUUGCACCAACUACUACUGCUUGUUUGUACCCUCAACAAAUAGGAGGGGGUGACACAACAAGAACAUCAUCUAUUGUUGAAGAUCAUAACCAAAGCUGCCUUCUUCCUAGGCCGUUUAUCGAUGCUUGGUCUUUAGGUGAUCACGGCGAUCCCAAGGAUGGUUCGAAUUCCAUUGAUAACACUAACACCUGCCCUACUCCAUCCUCACCGCUCAAUUCCAUUUUGCCCCUCACAUUGUCUAUGUCUGCCAGUGUAGACCAUGAUCAUGAUAACUCUGAGGACAACACCAAAGACCAUCCUGAAACAAGGCUGUCAUCAUCGUCCCAUCAUCAUCAGCCGUUGAAUUGGAUGAACUCAUGGAUUGGUUCACCAGCUGCCCCUGGUGGUCCUUUGGCAGAGGCAUUGUGUCUUGGGAUAUCCGGAUCAGGAAAUGGGAGAAUGGCGAGUCAUUCGGAUGAAUUGGUGUCACCUCAUGGACAUAGCACAAGCUCUAGUACCACCACCCUGGGAUAGCAAAAAGUGGCAUUCAUCCUAGCUAGUGGUAACAAUAAUAGUGUUCACCUUAACAUUGGUAUAUCAUAAGAUUAUCAUGCAAUGUUUGGCUUUUUAUUGCACAUUCCACUAAAUUGAGCACACUAGCUAGUAAGCAACAAUCUGUUAAUUCUUUGUAGGUUGGGGCAACUCUUUUUUGUAAGAGUUUUGGGUAAUAGAAGAUAGAAAUGCACUUUUUAAGUAGCUCAAGUAUUUUAAAAAGUUGUUUAUAUUUUUGUCAUAUUUUUUUAAUUUUCUUUUUUAAUUUACUUUCUGUCUUCUGUUUAACUUUUUCAUGAUCAGAAAAGAUGUUAGGAAGAUGGUUAUUAGACAGUGGGAGAUUCUGAAAUGCAGAUCAUGUGUCACUUUCAGUA
Messenger RNA from Chenopodium quinoa (quinoa), 2340 nucleotides. RefSeq names its product growth-regulating factor 3-like. Bases 590 to 1948 code for a protein of 452 amino acids. Gene Ontology annotation, molecular function: ATP binding. NCBI's taxonomy places the organism in Eukaryota, Viridiplantae, Streptophyta, Magnoliopsida, Caryophyllales, Amaranthaceae. The transcript is spliced from 4 exons. The record is from RefSeq and is a predicted model, not a curated record. Gene Ontology annotation, biological process: developmental process; regulation of DNA-templated transcription; DNA-templated transcription. Gene Ontology annotation, cellular component: nucleus.